Molecule: messenger RNA, 789 nt
Organism: Cantharellus anzutake
Lineage: Eukaryota; Fungi; Basidiomycota; Agaricomycetes; Cantharellales; Hydnaceae
Exons: 1
Source: RefSeq, a predicted model, not a curated record
AGUUUCUCUCAAUGCUUUACACUCCGGAUCUGGAUCCUUCUCCAUUCAGCACUCCCUUACACUCGCCAGCAAUAACUCACGACCGAACUUGAUCACCUAACAACUGGUUUUCAUCUUUCAGCUUCAUCGAUGUCACAAGGAAGUGAGGUUUUUUGCCUGUUCAGCGGAACAGCAAAGAAAUUCUCUCGUAUAGCUCCUAUUUUAUUGGCUGUCUCGUGUCGGCAUCAUUUUGCUCCAGAGGAAAUUGAUGAACUGGAUAAAUGGGAGGACAUUGACAAUUUUGGAAAAAUGGAAAAUAACGAUGAUGAUAGUUGCUGGUUGGAUUCUAAUGACCGUCCCCAUCCUCGUCUAGCCCAAAGGAGCCGAUCCCGCAGUGAUCCUUAAGACUCUUGACCCGGGAGGGCUCCAGAUAUGUUUUACAGCAUCCAACCAUGUGGUUUCGAUCGUCAAAGAAAAUCAUCCAAGCACCGAAAAGGCUAAUGUUAAAGGGGUCAUUUGUCCUCUUUGAUUCCCAACGUAGCUGGAAGUCCAAGGUUUAUGGAUACCUUCGAGUUUGAUGCACCGGGGUUAACCCUUCGCUACAUUCUUCCGCCAUCCAUGUCUAUCAUACCGCUGCAUUUGCUACGCUGUUGGAGAUGUUUACAGAAAGGUCGGUCCCCAUUCGGGAACCACAUGGCAUUCGUCCACAAUGACAUGACUCGGUCUACCCAAGCCAAGAAGGGAAGGAAUUCAAUGUCCAUAUCUCCAGAAAGCGAUGAUCCAUAUAGCCAGCUCAGAAGAGAGAAUAAU